AUGGGGGGCCAAACAUCUCAACCUUUGAAGGUGACUGGAAGUGUGCUUCGAAAAGCGGGAGAACCUUUGAACACACUUGGCUACCAGAAAGUUCACGAGAAGGCGGUGUUCCCCACAGGAUCCAAACCCGUCCGUGUGACGGUGUGCCGUUGCUGGCAGUCGCUGCGCUUCCCGUUGUGCGACAACAC
Cladocopium goreaui is the source of this 188-nucleotide messenger RNA. The record is from the annotation of a GenBank genome assembly. NCBI's taxonomy places the organism in Eukaryota, Dinophyceae, Suessiales, Symbiodiniaceae.